UGGGUACACACGGGGAUUUGCUUCGUCUCCGGUCUCCCCAAUAUAAUCUGGUUCAUUGCUUUUCAGUGUGUAGAUCACGAAAGCAAUGGGUCGGAAGGUUGACAUGAAGAAGAUAGAAAAUAUAACGAAAUGUCAAGUUACAUUCUCUAAACGCAGAAGCAGUCUGUUCAAAAAGGCCCACGAAAUAUCGGUCUUGUGCGACGUCGACGUCGCGCUCGUCGCCUUCUCUCCCUCCGGUCGCCUUGGCAAGUUUUGCAGCCGGAAAAGGAUUGAAGAUGUGCUUGAACGGUACAUAGACUUAUCACCAGAUAAAAGAUACCAUCGCAUAAAGAACCUCGAGAAAAAGCUGGAUAUGCUGAGGCAGCUUGGACACAUUAAGGGUGACGAAAGCAAAUUGCAUCAUCUCAAUAAUCUAAUCAAACAUGUUGAGCUAAAAGUACAUACGUCCACAAUUGAACUAGAAAUACUCAAGGCCAAUCUCAGGAAUUACGAGCCAAACCUGGAAUGUGAUCCUUCACUAGCUCAACUCUUGCGGUGUGAGAAAAGUCUAAAAAACUCUUUACAAAGAGUCCUAAAUAGAAAAAGAACUCUGCUUGCUAAUUUGUCACCUUCACAUGAAACAUUCAGAGUUCAGAGAAAUCAAAUGAGGUUUGGCACACAAGUUUGUGCACCAAUUGCAUUCGAAAAUGGUGGGAAUGAACUGAUGAACUGGGCAACUCAAAACCCUACUUCUAGCCAACUCCUACUGCAACUAGAUCCUUGGAUUAGUCCUUACAGUUCCAAGACCCGAAAAAGCAUACUUGAAGAUCUACUUGAUCAGGCAAAGGGUAAAUCCGUAUGCCGUGGCCUACCCGGCGCAUCCGACAAGAACACAUCCGACAUCCCCAUGACAGCUUUCCCUUCCAUAUACCAAUCCGGACUCUUGUCCACAACUUCAGGAACUCAAAUUCCAUCAACGUCCACUUAUGCUCCGAUUCAGAACCAUCUUAAUUUGCAAAAUGGUGUUGACCAUAAUCCUAAUGAGAAAAUUAGCUGGCUCAAUACCACUCAGAAAAUGAAUGUGAAUCUACCUCUGCCCUCCAAGAAGCCUUUGUCCCCACUAGGAUGUGAACUUUUUUUGGGUAAUACCGUUGCCGCCUGCAGCAUCGCCUCCUCCUCCUCCAGCAACAAAAAUUGCGGUUUUGAUGCAGUUGAGAAAGUCCUAGCGGCUCAUAGUCGAGUGCAUCCGCUACCCGAAUCCCCGGCGAACUCAUUUUUGCCAACUAAAUUUUCUAUUGAGGGCACAAUGGGAAAUGUGUCAAAUGACACACUCAUGAAUAGUGCAGCAAACCAGGAGGAUUGCUCAUGGGAAUUCGAUGGCCUUGCAGAAAACUUGAACCUUGAGGAUCUUGAGAUUUUACUCUGAGUCCCAAUUUGUUGGGGGAACUUACCUCGGUGACAGUUUCAUAAUCUCUUUUUUCUUCUUUGUUCGUUUGUUGCUCAAGCAAAUGUUGGAUUGGAAUUGAGAUAGAUCUCCAUGAAAUGCUCAAUUCAUGACAAUUAAGAUGUUAAAUUUGUCACUGAGAGAUGCUUCUUUUGGCUAAAAUACAUCAGUUGUCGAAUUUAGACAAAAUCUUGGGAAAUAUGGC
This is a messenger RNA of Corylus avellana, 1628 nucleotides long. Its product is annotated as agamous-like MADS-box protein AGL66. Gene Ontology annotation, biological process: positive regulation of transcription by RNA polymerase II. NCBI's taxonomy places the organism in Eukaryota, Viridiplantae, Streptophyta, Magnoliopsida, Fagales, Betulaceae. Gene Ontology annotation, molecular function: protein dimerization activity; RNA polymerase II transcription regulatory region sequence-specific DNA binding. The record is from RefSeq and is a predicted model, not a curated record.